Durusdinium trenchii is the source of this 2268-nucleotide messenger RNA. The record is from the annotation of a GenBank genome assembly. NCBI's taxonomy places the organism in Eukaryota, Dinophyceae, Suessiales, Symbiodiniaceae.
AUGAUUUGCAUGAGCGACUUGACAUGUGGAGAUGUGGUUCGCACAGAGCGUGGAUGGUCUCCGGUUGUGGGAUGGCUGCACCGCUCCAUCACCGACACCGUCGACAUGUUGGAAAUGGUCACUUCCAUGGGAACGCUAGUCGCAACCCCGAACCACUUGUUCUUCCGACCGGAUGGCACGGCAGUGGCAGCAGGGCUCCUUCAGCCGGGUGACCAGUUGGCUGCGUUGGAAUCAAGUGCUUGUGUGUUGAGCACUCGACCCGUUCAAAACCAAGGCUAUUUUGCACCUUUGACAGAGGAAGGCCAGCUGGAAGUUGGUGGCGUUUCUGCUUCCUGCUACAUCGAGAUCUGCCUUUUCGGAUGGAAGGUCCCACAUCACGUGAUGAACGUUGUCAUGUGGCCCUUCCGCGUGAACCCCGCAUGGAUGCCCAAAGCAUGGCCUCAAUUCCAGUCUUUGGGCCUUGACUCAGCGCAGUCUGUAAGAGCGGCGCUGGCGCAAGUCCUGGGCCCUGUGGCCAAGGCUUUGGGCCGAGAUGUCACACAGCGACAGCUGCUCAGUCUCAUCUCCGACCUGAUGAAGGACGAGUUCCAUGACGUGCGACUGAACAUCGUCUCCCAUGCGGGUCUCAUUUGCGAAGUUUUGAGCGUUGAUGGUCUCGUCCAUUCGCUGCUGCACACCGUGCAGAAUCUCAUCAUGGACAAUCAUUGGCGAAUUCGCCAAAGCGUGGUGGAGCAGGUCCCCAAGCUCUCCCGGCUCUUCGGCAUGGAGAUGUUCCAGUCCAAGCUCGAGAACAUCUUCCUCUCCAGCCUCCGCGACUCCGUCCAUUCCGUGCGUCAGGCCGCGAUUCAGCACUUGAAGGACAUCGCUGACACCUUCGGUUCCCAAUGGACCGUGGAACAUUUGUUGCCCAAAUUGGUCGAGCAGUACUCCGGCAGCGUGGGCUAUGCCAACCGCGUCACCACGCUUCAUGUACUGCCACAAGUCUCCUUCGUGAUGACGCCAGAGCAGCUGGUGCAAUGCAUCGUGCCAUUGCUUGUGAGGGCCACCAAGGAUAGCGUGCCGAACGUGCGCUUUUGCGCAUGCCGCACGAUCAUGUGGAUGAUGGAGCAUCACAACCUUGGCGCACAAAACAUCAACACCAUCAUCAAGCCUUGCUUGUCUGAGCCGGGGGCCGUGCACGGGGAGCUGAGUGGAUGGGGAAAAGACACGAGUGUGGAAGAAGAACAGAGGGCGCAGCUGACCGCGACCUUGCUGCCCUCCGCGCAGAGGCCCUGCGACGACGAGAGCCCACCGUGGUCCUUGAGCCAGGCGUGGAGCUUGGUGAAGCGAUGGCAUUUGGCCUUUUUGGCCACCACCGAUGCAGCCUUCAUCCGCUCCGAGAUCAACGGCCGCCGGAGCCGGCGGAUCGUCCUCUUCGCCUUCUUCUGCGCUGAUGCCGUAGGAGGCGGCUUGUGGGCCUUCUGGUGCGAGGAUGGUGCGAAGCGCAGCGCCGCUCCCGAGGACAUGGAGCACUACAAGGAUGCUUGCCACUCCUUCGGGGUGAAUCACUACCUCCUCUGGGGCGCGGGCAUUCCGCUGGAAGGCUUAGUGCUGUGGUUGGCCGGGCGCGAUCCCUGGUCCUUCUGGUCCGACGCCUGGCUCCUCCCCGUGUGGAUGGUGAGGCUGGGCUUGUUGGAUGUGUUGCUCUGGAACGUUCCUCCGCAGAUCCUGGUGGGGGACGCCCUUUGGUUUUCGGUGAUUGCAGUCAUGUGCCGUGUGCACUCAUUGGUUUUAUGGAUCUUAGUGGCUUUCGAAGUGGCCUCUCUCAUUUUAGCACUCGGCGAAGGUGGAUUUGUGGACAUCUUCGCCUUUGAUCACGUGCGAUAUGGCAUGUAUAGUGUGGCCAUGCUCAUCAUCAUGGCCGGGGCCUACUUUUUGGACGAGCAAACGCGGCUUCAGUCCUUUGGCCAGGUCAUGUCCUUGCAGGAUCAAAACGCCGCCUUGGCGGAGAUGAUGCUGCGAUGGAAGGUGCUUCCCGACUUGGAGCAGAGCUCCUCGGUGGGCGGCUCCGAGCAGCAGGAGGCCUCUGUGGGAUCGAUCGGCAGCUCAAGUAGCAUCUUGCCACGCACGGGGCGCGGAGCUGCAUGGCAUCCGAGACCAGGCCGCACCGCGCGGGUGCGCUUCAACCUGCCGGACCUGCCGACGGCGCGCCACGCGCUGCCCACGCGGCAGCCGCGGGAGCUGGGAGGUCAUCAGACCGCGAAGAACCUCAUGGACGUCAUGGAGUGA